Molecule: messenger RNA, 778 nt
Organism: Sceloporus undulatus (fence lizard)
Lineage: Eukaryota; Metazoa; Chordata; Lepidosauria; Squamata; Phrynosomatidae
Gene: GAL
Product: galanin and GMAP prepropeptide
Exons: 7
Coding region: 202-624 (140 amino acids)
Cellular component (GO): extracellular region
Molecular function (GO): hormone activity
Source: RefSeq, a predicted model, not a curated record
UUCUCUUUCUUCCUGGCCAGACUCCAUCCCUGCCUCAGCAUCCCUGCCUCUGCUGGAGGAGGGAGCCAUGCAGUGACUGGAGAGACCUGACAGAGAGGACAAGGAGGACUCUGCUCCCCAGCCCUUGGGCCAAACUUUGGAGAAGAAACUCUGCGCCCAGCCUUCACCCGCCUCUUCCUCCUCCUCCUCCUCCUUGGCAAGAUGCAGAGGUGUAGUAGCCUCCUGUUUGUCUCCUUAAUCUUCUGCUUUGCCCUAUCGGAGACGUUCGGGCUGGUCUUAUCUGCUAAAGAGAAAAGAGGAUGGACCAUGAAUAGUGCUGGUUAUCUGCUUGGUCCACGUCGUAUUGAACAGCUCCUCAAGGAAAUGCCCAGUGCAAGGGGGAGAGAAGAGCCACCUGGGGAAUAUGCAAUAGACAGAGUUUUUAAUGACAAGAAUGGUUUAGCUGGUAAACGUGACAUACAGCCCGAAGAAAAUAUAAAAACAGGUUCUUUUGGAAGACCACUGAUCGAUGCCAAUAUUAUGCAUACAAUAAUUGAAUUUUUGACUUACUUACGUCUCAAAGAAGCUGGGGCUCUUGAUAACAUACCUACAACAGUUUCUUCAGAAGAGACAGAUCAAUCUUGAAAGUGAAUGUAUAUACCCUGUGUUAUAAAUUAAGAUAUCUAAUCAAAGCUUUGAACAAGACAAAAUGAUAUUUAUUGUUUACAUUUAUCUUAUACACUGCUACUUGUGGUCACAUUCCUUUUGUCUGUUUUCCCCUAGUAAUGUAAUAUUGUAA